GCGGGGCGCGGUGUGGGCUGGAAAAUGGCGGCGCCCUCGGCCCCGCGGCCGCCCCGGCCCCGCAAGGAGCCGCAGCCGCUCGUCAUCCCGCGCAGCGCCGCCGAGGAGCAGCGCCUCCGCCUUGAGCGGCUCAUGAGGAACCCGGAAAAGACUGUGCCAAUUCCUGAGAAGCUGAACGAAUGGGCGCCGCGGCCUCCCCCGGAGUUCGUCAGGGAUGUGAUGGGUUCCAGUGCUGGAGCUGGGAGUGGGGAGUUCCACGUGUACCGGCACCUGCGGCGCAGAGAGUACCAGAGGCAGGAUUUCAUGGAUGCCAUGGCUGAGAAGCAAAGACUGGAUGAGGAGUUCCAGAGGAAGCUGGAGAGGAACAAGAUGAUUGCAGAGGAGCAAACGGCCAAGCGCAGGAGGAAGCGCCAGAAGUUGAAAGAGAAGAAACUGCAGGCUAAGAAAAACAAACUGGAGCAAAAGAAGCAGGAGAAAGACCCCAGCCAGCCUCAGGAGCGAGGCAGCAGCGAGGACGACGACGAGGACAGCAAGGAGGAGGAGGAGGAGGAGGAAGAGAAGGAAGAUGAUGCUGAGGAGCCCAGUUUUGUGAUGGGCAGAGGCUGAGGGCUCGCAGGGCCAGCUGGCAAGCACUGUUCAUCGCUUUGAUCCGCAGGAGCAUGGAAGCUUUCAUCUCAGCCAAGCAGAAGCCAUCGGCCUGCACCACAUCUGCUUCGCGGUGAACGACCUUCACCUCCCGGGCCCGAGGGAUGCUGACAGAGAAAUGCCAACUGAGAGAGAUCUCCUUUAUUUCCUUCCUUGCUUGUGGAACUGCUGUGCAGCCUGCCCUGAGCUCGCUCUACAGACUCGGCCCACGAGCCUCUGGCCACCCCAGAGGGCUUCCUCGCACGGCCCCGGGGCGGUUUCGCUCUGCCUGACAGCUCAAACAUAUCCCUUCCCAUUUAAGGCAAAGAGUUACUGUGAGGGCUCUGUGGUCUGCUGCUGGCCAAGCUGGGAGCAGUGGGCUACACAAA
Messenger RNA from Dryobates pubescens (Downy woodpecker), 1013 nucleotides. It is a transcript of the gene PRKRIP1, whose product is annotated as PRKR interacting protein 1. Gene Ontology annotation, cellular component: nucleolus. The coding region runs from base 25 to 606 and encodes 193 amino acids. The transcript has 6 exons. Gene Ontology annotation, biological process: negative regulation of protein kinase activity. Lineage: Eukaryota; Metazoa; Chordata; Aves; Piciformes; Picidae. Gene Ontology annotation, molecular function: double-stranded RNA binding; protein kinase inhibitor activity; protein kinase binding. The record is from RefSeq and is a predicted model, not a curated record.